AUGAAUGCUCUUCCCACCCUGCCUGCCACCAAGAAGCGGAAAUCGGGGCAGGAGGUUCCUUCUUCGGCAGUAAAAAAUGGCCUCUGUCAGGUGGAAAGUUCUGAUAUAUUCAGUAUACACGACAGAUCAACUUUAAUGCAGAGCCGUGGAUCAACAUGUUCCGAUGAGUAUCAUACAGUUUGUCGACAAUGUCCAGUGGGACUAAAAGCGGACAUCUCACCAAAAAGCCCAGGACAGUCUCGCGCAAAGACCGACAACGCUGCAGCGAAAGCCGAAGUUGCAAACUCUAGUAAUUGCACGGCACCAGGAUCGAAGGACGCCCAGACAGCCUUUAAAAAUGGCAGCUCGCCCACUCGUGCCCGAACAGGGAACGACCAGUGCACUUACGAGGAGGCCUUAGCUAUUCGCUACCACGUGCGAGAAAUUGGUCUAGAGCACUUCUUCCAGAAUUCUGUCCUUGAGCAGCGCAUUCCACUGCAGACGUUGAGUACGGUCUUCGGUGUCACUCUACCUACUAGCCCAUCAGAUAUUCCAGAUAAUACUCUAUAUAAAAGACUAAGAAAGGCCAUCACAGUCGAUAUGGGCAAUCGCAUCAAGCUUCACAAGUACAACUCUGUCAAAGACGCCAUCGCUCUUGUUCAACAUUCCAAGAACAUAAUGGUCAUCACAGGCGCUGGCAUCUCGACUUCUCUCGAUAUACCUGACUUUCGCUCGCGUGGUGGCCUCUACUCCACACUACGGGAUAUGGGCUUUGAGGACCCAGAAAGCGUCUUCAGCCGAGACACCUUCGAACAAGAUCCGCGACCAUUCUUUUCGGUAGCUGCGAAGAUCCUGCCGCCAACGGACGGUAGAUAUACACCAGCCCAUGCCUUUCUCCGUCUCUUGCAAGACAAGGGCAAGCUUCUCACACUUUAUACACAAAAUAUUGACGGCAUUGAUCUCACAGCUGGAAUUAGAAGGGACAAGCUGGUGCAGCUUCAUGGCUCUUUCGAAACUGCAACAUGCAUAAGUUGUGCACACCGCGUCAGAGGCGAGGAGAUCUUUCCCCAGAUACGAAAGUGCGAGGUCCCAAUAUGUACUGAGUGCGCAAGAGAGCGUCAACUCCGCAUUGACCAAAUGAUCGCCAUGAGAGCACAAAACGGUAGAUCAGUGCGUCGGAAAACUCAAAGAAGCAGCGGAGAAUCCACUAGCGAGCCUGUCGGAAUCAUGAGACCCGAUAUCGUGUUCAUGGGUGAGCCACCCAGACCAUAUCUGAAACGCUUUCAGCGAGAUUGUGCCCAAGUGGAUUUGCUGAUUGUGAUGGGAACUUCUCUUCCUGUUGAGCCGGUCAAUACCAUGCCGAAUAAAAUACCUCCGGCAGUGCCACAAAUCUAUAUUGGCAAGAAUGAGAUGUCUCUAGAGGGAUCUAAGAGGAUCGACUUCGAUAUCCAGCUACUUGGCGAAUGUGAUGUCAUCGCAGAGCUGUUGGCGAGGGGAUGUGGAUGGGAUUUAAAACAUGAGAUGCUUUCCAGGGACACUGUCAUCGAGGCCGAGCCGUGGUGUUCUGGGCGACGUCAUUGUCAUGAGAUUCGCCAGCAGAAGAUACCAGCGAAGGACGUGGGUGUGAAGUCUGAACCAAAAGAGUAA
This is a messenger RNA of Endocarpon pusillum Z07020, 1626 nucleotides long. RefSeq lists its product as uncharacterized. Gene Ontology annotation, molecular function: NAD+ binding. The coding region runs from base 1 to 1626 and encodes 541 amino acids. The record is from RefSeq and is a predicted model, not a curated record. The transcript has a single exon. NCBI's taxonomy places the organism in Eukaryota, Fungi, Ascomycota, Eurotiomycetes, Verrucariales, Verrucariaceae.